Lipotes vexillifer (Yangtze River dolphin) is the source of this 1420-nucleotide messenger RNA. RefSeq names its product zinc finger protein 367 (gene ZNF367). The record is from RefSeq and is a predicted model, not a curated record. Gene Ontology annotation, molecular function: DNA-binding transcription factor activity, RNA polymerase II-specific; RNA polymerase II cis-regulatory region sequence-specific DNA binding. Bases 377 to 1420 code for a protein of 347 amino acids. NCBI's taxonomy places the organism in Eukaryota, Metazoa, Chordata, Mammalia, Artiodactyla, Lipotidae. The transcript is spliced from 6 exons. Gene Ontology annotation, biological process: regulation of transcription by RNA polymerase II.
GAAAAACUGGAGCAGGGACCCCGGCGGCAGGUUGUUAUUUUCGGGGGCUCGGCGCUGCGCGUCCUGCUUUCCUGUCAUCGCAAGGCAAGGCGCCCGCUGCUUCCCGCCGCUGCAGCCUGCGUUGGGGAGCACAAAGAGUGGAGGGCGGGCUUGACCCAGGGUUGGGGUCCGGCCCUGGCAGCCUGGUGCAGGCCGAGCGGCUCUGCUCCUUCGCUGGCCGCCGCGCAGGAGGGUUCCAGGAAACGUCCGCCUGCCAUGAGCCAGCGGGACUGAGAGCCGGCGACUCGGAGCAGCGCGGGCGAGCGGAGCAAAGGGCCAGACCCGGGCUCAGGGAGUGCGGCCCACGGCCGCCGGAGCUGCGGAUCGGGGCCGGGCAAUGAUCCGGGGUGUGGAGGCGCCGAUGGCUGACAACCCGCCGCAGCCGCCGCCCGUCAUCUUCUGCCAGGACUCCCCGAAGCGGGUGCUGGUGUCGGUCAUCAGGACGACCCCGAUCAAGCCCACAUGCAGCGGCGGAGGGGAGCCGGAGCCGCCGCCACCGCUUAUUCCCACCAGCCCCGGCUUCAGUGACUUCAUGGUGUACCCGUGGCGCUGGGGUGAGAACGCGCACAACGUGACGCUCAGUCCCGGAGCCGCCGGGGGCGCCGCCUCAGCUGCCUUGCCUGCCGCCGCCGCAGAGCACCCAGGGCUUCGGGGCCGGGGCGCGCCGCCGCCCACCGCCUCGGCCGCCGCCGCCUCAGGAGGCGAGGACGAGGAGGAAGCGAGCAGCCCGGACAGCGGCCACCUCAAGGAUGGAAUCCGACGUGGUAGACCCAGAGCAGAUACUGUACGGGAUUUAAUAAAUGAAGGAGAGCAUUCGUCCAGCAGAAUACGUUGUAACAUCUGUAAUAGGGUGUUUCCACGGGAGAAGUCACUCCAGGCUCACAAAAGGACUCAUACAGGUGAGAGACCCUAUCUGUGUGACUAUCCAGACUGUGGAAAAGCCUUUGUUCAAAGUGGACAGCUCAAAACCCAUCAGCGUCUUCACACCGGAGAAAAACCUUUUGUUUGUUCAGAAAAUGGCUGCCUAAGCAGAUUCACCCAUGCAAACCGCCACUGUCCGAAGCACCCUUAUGCCAGGCUGAAGCGAGAGGAGCCCACAGAUGCUCUCAGUAAGCCCCAGGCUGUGGACAACCAGGCUGCCGCCGAGUGGUUGGCAAAGUACUGGGAAACACGAGAGCAGCGUACUCCCACCUUGAAAGGAAAGCUGGUUCAGAAGGCAGACCAGGAGCAGCAGGACCCUCUGGAGUACCUUCAGUCUGAUGAGGAGGACGAUGAGAAGAGCGGUGCCCAGCGGCGUCUGCAGGAGCAGCGGGAGCGCCUGCAUGGAGCCCUCGCUCUCAUCGAGCUCGCAAACUUGACGGGAGCGCCGCUCCGCCAGUAG